UUUUCCUCAAAUUUAAUUAAUUGUUAGAUCAGAUCAAUCAGAAUGGGCGGGCCGGCCUGCCCGUGACUAUCUUUGCGCCGGCACGAGCUCGACGAUCCUUCCGCUCUGCAGCGAUGGGUUGUGACGCCUACUGUCUUGGCGGCGGCUCAACGUUGUUUUCGACGGCGGCUGUCCGUUGCCGGAAACGGACUACUCGAUGCGAACUUGCUAGUGAUGGGGACUCCGUUGAGCCCAGGGAUCGUCACUGGUAUAAUCCAAAGAGGCGUCGUCCGCUGACCUACCGCCGUUGGCUCGAAGCUGAGAACUGCUCCGCCUUGCUUGAUUCCGGAGAAGAUAGGUUCAUGCUGAUGUCUUAUAACAUCCUGGGUGUCAAUAAUUCUUUGGAACAUCCUGACCUUUAUAUGAAUGUUCCUUUUGAUGCUAUGCAAUGGGAGUCAAGGAAACGGCUCAUUUGUGAGGAAAUUAGAAGAUGGAAGGCUGAUAUAGUAUGCCUGCAGGAAGUGGAUAGAUAUUAUGAACUUGAGACUAACAUGAAGAAGGAUGGAUAUAUUGGUAGAUACAAGCGCCGCACCGGAGAUGCCAAGGAUGGAUGUGCUAUAUUUUGGAAAAGUAGAAGGUUUCGCUUACUUGAGGGGCGUGAAAUUGAGUUCAAAUCUCUUGGUCUUCGUGAUAAUGUAGCUCAACUGCUUGUUUUUGAGACAGGUAAGCAGAAAAUUGAUUCAAGAAGGGUAGUCAUUGGUAAUAUCCAUAUCCUUUUUAAUCCAAAGCGGGGAGAUAUCAAGUUAGGACAGGUCCGCAUACUGUUGCAGGAGGCACAAGUUCUUUCAGAGAAAUGGGGUGGAAUACCAAUAGCACUUGCUGGUGAUUUCAACAGCACCCCGAGAAGUGCGAUUUAUGAGUUCUUGUCAACAUCAGAGUUAAAUAUCACCAGACAUGAUAGAAAAUUCCUGUCUGGGCUGGAAAGAUUUCAACCUACCCUUCAUAGUUUCUGUGGCUUGAUUAAUCAUUCGUGGACUGAUGAGGAGUUGAAAAAUGCUACUGGUCAUUCAAGCUGCAAGCUACUUACACAUCCUUUUAAAUUACACAGCUCAUAUGCUCGCAUCAGCGGUGCUGGAAGGACUAGGGAUUUGUGUGGAGAACCAUUAGCUACUACCUAUCAUUCGAAGUUUAUGGGAACUGUCGACUAUUUAUGGUAUUCAGGAGGACUUGCACCAGCUAGGGUUCUGGAUACACUGCCCAUUGCUACAUUGAAAAGUAUGGGUGGUCUCCCAAGCAUGAAUAUUGGAAGUGAUCACUUGCCUUUGGCUUCUGAGUUUGUCUUCAUCACCAGGUCUUCAGACUUAAAAUCCCAGGGCCAAGCAACAGAAAACGAAGCAACUUUGGAUAGAUUUCUCAAGCUAAACAGCUAAUUUUAGUCCUUUUACCUUCUUUUACUGUAUGAACUUUUAUUGGAAGAAUGCAGAAGGUAAAAAAAGAGAACUUUAUAGUCCUUCAGCUGUUCAGCAUUCACUGAAUCAAUGUGCAUGGAGGAUUCUUUGUAGGAAAGAGAGGGGAAGGGAUUGAACAGGCUCAUAAUGUACCCUCUUGACUCCAACACAUUAGUUUAUAACAUAUGAUUGCAUGCUUUCCUCAUGGGUUUAUUGGCAUUUAACUUAUUGUCUUCAAAGAGAAAUUUCAAUUGAAAGUUAUUUUGUACUA
Molecule: messenger RNA, 1698 nt
Organism: Dendrobium catenatum
Lineage: Eukaryota; Viridiplantae; Streptophyta; Magnoliopsida; Asparagales; Orchidaceae
Product: carbon catabolite repressor protein 4 homolog 3
Exons: 13
Coding region: 114-1409 (431 amino acids)
Molecular function (GO): 3'-5'-RNA exonuclease activity
Source: RefSeq, a predicted model, not a curated record